AUGAAGUUGGAUACCAGAGCGCUGCGUCAUUUGGCAGCGGAGGACUGGCGAGUUCUCACUGCCGUCGAACUGGGAAGCAAAAAUCACGAAAUCGUCCCUACAGCACUUAUCGAAAGAAUUUCGCGAUUAAGAGGUGGCGCAAGUGGUGUUCACAAAAGCAUAUCCGCACUCGCCAAAGUCGGCCUCAUUGCCCGAGUCAAGGAAGCCAAAUACGACGGCUACCGGCUGACCUACGGCGGCCUCGACUACCUCGCCCUCCAUACGCACUCCAGCAAGAAGAUCGUCUACAGCGUCGGCAGCAGAAUCGGUGUCGGCAAGGAAAGUGACAUUAUGGUCGUCGCAGACCACAGCGGCGCGCAGCAGGUCCUCAAGAUCCACCGCCUCGGCCGAAUCUCGUUCCGAACGGUCAAGUCGAACCGUGACUACCUCCGCAACAAGUCUUCCGGCUCGUGGAUGUACCUGUCGAGGCUUGCUGCUAUGAAGGAAUACGCUUUUAUGCAGGCUCUACGCGACGAAGGAUUUCCUGUCCCGCAGCCGCUCGGCCAAUCGCGCCACACGAUCGUAAUGACGCUUAUUGACGCCCACCCUCUUCGACAAAUAUCCCAAGUACCGGACCCUGCAGUACUAUAUUCCGAGUUGAUUUCUCUGAUACUACGCCUUGCCGAGCACGGGCUAAUUCAUGGUGAUUUUAACGAAUUCAAUAUCCUGAUCAAAGAGAAUAAAACGACAAAUGAAGCUGGGGAGGAGACAAUCACCCUCGAGCCGAUUGUCAUUGACUUUCCGCAAAUGGUUUCCAUGGAACAUCAGAAUGCUGAAAUGUAUUUUGAUCGCGACGUAAACUGUAUCAAGAGGUUUUUUCAGCGUCGGUUUCACUUUACAAGCACCCAGCCUGGCCCUUUUUUUAAGGAUGCCAAAAAGAUUGUCGGGAAAGGCGGUAAGACAAGACUAGAUGCGACGGUGGAGGCGUCGGGUUUCACCAAGAAAAUGUUGAAAGACUUGGAGGCAGCAAUCAGAGAAAAGGGAGAAACCAGGACGGACCAGAACUCGGAGGAUGAAUCUGGGGAGGAUGAAGAAGAAGAGAGCGAAACCGACGAGGAUGGCUCUGGCGAAGAGUCCGGCCCAGUGGUCAUUGGCAGAAUUGAGGCAGAAGAUGCGGCAGAUGCGGCAGAUGCAGCAGAUGUGGUUAAUGACAGCAUGGCUCAACUUACAGUAUAA
Cordyceps fumosorosea ARSEF 2679 is the source of this 1215-nucleotide messenger RNA. Its product is annotated as RIO kinase. The record is from RefSeq and is a predicted model, not a curated record. Gene Ontology annotation, molecular function: ATP binding; protein serine/threonine kinase activity. Gene Ontology annotation, biological process: protein phosphorylation; maturation of SSU-rRNA. The transcript has 2 exons. Gene Ontology annotation, cellular component: cytosol; preribosome, small subunit precursor; nucleus. Lineage: Eukaryota; Fungi; Ascomycota; Sordariomycetes; Hypocreales; Cordycipitaceae. Bases 1 to 1215 code for a protein of 404 amino acids.